CGUGCGCGCGCCCGCGCGCGCGCGGGAGUCUCGGCGGCCUGGUAAGGGAGAGUUUCAGGCAGCCAGGGCCCGGCUUCGCCCCCGCCCCCAGCCCUCGGGCUAGGCUGCGGAGACCGGCUGCGGCCGCAGUCCCCAGCCCCGUUGUCACUCACUCACUCGCCGAGCCUGGCGCCGCGCCCUGCUCCCCGGCUGGGCCCGGAGGGCGGGGUUUGGGUGGACUGCUCGGCGGAGGCGGAGACUCUGCAGCUAUAAUAGGCUCUGAAGCCGGGCAGCCCAGCCAGAAGAGGAGGUGUGAGCGACGCCACCGAGCCGGGUACAAGAGCUGGGGCGAGGGCAGGGACGCAGAGUAAGCAAGAUCGGGACAUCCAAAGGGAGACUGAGGAGCCAGAGCCACCAUGUCCGAGUCACCGAGCAGAACCCGUCAGAUCCCCUGCAGUGGGAAGCUUUGCCGGAACCUCUUUGGGCCCGUGGACCAUGAGCAGCUGAAGCAGGAUUGCCAAGACUUGAUGCAGAGUUGUACCCAGGAGGCCCAGCGACGAUGGAACUUUGACUUCAUCACCGAGACCCCCCUGGAAGGCGACUUUGCCUGGGAGAGGGUCCGAGGCCUGGAUCUGCCCUCUAUCUACCGCCCGUCAGGGCCGUGGGGCAGGGAGGACCUGGGGGGGAAGAGGCCAAAGCCCCGGCCCAGCUCCCCAGCCCUGCUACAGAUGUCCGCCCAGGGAGACCACGUGGACCUGUCCCUCUCCUGCACCGUAGUACCACUGACCCCAGAGCGGGAGGAAGGGUCCAGGGCUGUGACCUCCCAACCAGCCCGAAAACACAAGCAGACCAGCAUGACGGAUUUCUACCAUUCAAAGCGAAGGCUCAUCUUCUACAAGAGGAAGCCCUGACUUGAUGGCUCCGAUUUCUCUCACUCCGGGGUGGGUGCUGAUGACCACCCCAGUUCAGAUACUCUAGCUUUUUGUUCGUCAGUGUGUGUGUGUUUUAAUUAUUGUUUGUAUUUUAAUUUAAACUACUCUUUGUAUAUAUACGCUGUCUCCAUGCUGGGUGGGCCCUGGCCUCUAUAGCAUGGAGAAUAUUUAAAAAAAAACAAAAAACAAAAAAACGACAGUGGAAAGCUAGCUGCGCCCCCGCUGUAUAAGUCGGACUGUCGGGUAUUUUUAUGUUUUGAAACCUUAUUUAAAAUGUCCUUGUCCUAUGUUUCCUCUAUCCUAUAAGAUAGAAUGAAGUUGGCCUCAGGCCAGAGAUUGGUGUAGCUACAGAUUGCUGCUAGCUUCCUUUGCCUGUCGUUCCUCACGCCAGGAAUUCCUGGUUAGGCGACAUGCCCAAGGGCAGUUAUCUCCCAUCAGGUGUUGUUGGAAUUCUCCCGGGUUCUCUAAAGUAAGUUAAUUUUAAUUUGAAAAAAAAAAAACAAAGACAAAAAAACAGAUGGCACUUUGUUGGGAGGGUGGGGUGGGCCCAGGGUUGGUAGGGGUACAAAGUGACCGCCUUCCUCCCGGACGUCCAAAGCCAAGGGAUGAAGGGCAGGGAUCCCACCCCAUCGGCCUCGGGGCUUUGCUCUCUACUGAGAGGAGGGGGAAGACGAGUUGGUUCCUGUAGCAUUUCUUACCCCCCCUCCCGCUGCCUGCCCUCAGGCACUGGGUAGGCAGGUGGGCAUCCGUUCCCCAAAGGUGGACCAGCCAAGCUGCUCAGGAUCCCGGGUCCCUAUUGGUGCUGUCCUGCCCUGCACUUUUUACAGAGACCUAGCUGCCCUUCCGUAGCUGGGUUUUCCUCUCAGCUCUCCCCUCCUGUCACCCCCUCCUUCCUCUCCACAUCUCCCCUCCCUUCCUAUUGUCCUUUGUGUAGCAGCUGAACAAGGUGACGGGGGUUUGGAAGUGAGGCAGGGUGACGAGGAGGUUCUGGCCUUUCUGUGGAAUGUGGGAGAGGCUGUUGCUGACUGCAUACAGAAGGAACGGGUUUCAUUCCAUCCUGACUUUGCCCUGUCCCAAAAGUCCUGUGGACAAAACCCCAGCCUGGGCACUGACCCUAGAGGGGAGAGUAGAUAGCAAGCACUUGGAAUCUGUCCCACACAUACGAGCACUUGAUUCUAGACUAUUCUCUUGUUCUGGUUCAUGUGUAUGUCUUGGUCUCCUCAACUAGACUGUAAGCUCUCUGAGGGCAGGGACAGUGUCUUAUACUUUUCUGUAUCCCACACGACCCCUAACACAAGGUUGGGUAUAUAGCAGGUGCUCAGUAAAUAAUACUUAUUGACCUAACCACA
Messenger RNA from Monodelphis domestica (gray short-tailed opossum), 2260 nucleotides. RefSeq names its product cyclin dependent kinase inhibitor 1A (gene CDKN1A). Gene Ontology annotation, cellular component: cyclin-dependent protein kinase holoenzyme complex; nucleus. The record is from RefSeq and is a predicted model, not a curated record. Gene Ontology annotation, molecular function: cyclin-dependent protein serine/threonine kinase inhibitor activity. Gene Ontology annotation, biological process: negative regulation of cyclin-dependent protein serine/threonine kinase activity; signal transduction by p53 class mediator; regulation of G1/S transition of mitotic cell cycle. NCBI's taxonomy places the organism in Eukaryota, Metazoa, Chordata, Mammalia, Didelphimorphia, Didelphidae.